AUGGUGUCUAAAGCUAGCAGAGAGGAGAAGACAAAAGCUAAGAACUCGUCAGAUGUAGACCGUCUAGCUGAUCUGUUAGGAGCUAUAAAAAUCAACGAAGGUGCUUGCUGGGCUGUAGCAUCGGUGGCGGCAGUAGAAUCGGCUACCAGAAUCAGUUCAGGACCUGAGGUAUCACUUCCGCCACUUUCAGUCCAACAAAUUCUGGACUGUGCCCGCGGUGACGGUUGUAGAGGAGGAUUGGAAACUGAUGCUUAUUGUUACAUAAUAAAGAAUAGAGGACUGGCAAGCGAAGAAAGAUACGGGUCCACGGAGAAGAAUGGAAUAUGUGACAAGAGCCGAGCAAGUCAGGUUGUCGGAGGUAGCAUCAUGGCAUUCGCGCUGGUACGUCCACAAACGGAGACGGCGCUCGAGGAAGCCCUCUGCCGGGGACCAGUGACCGCUGGAAUUGCUGCAAACAGCUUAGACUUUGUUAAAUAUUCAGGCGGAAUAUUUCGUGGGGCUUGUGGGGUGGAAAGCGACCACGCUGUCUUAGUGGUCGGAUAUGGAAAAGAUGAUGACGGUACGAAGUAUUGGAAGAUUCAGAACUCUUGGGGAAAGAGUUGGGGGGAGGGAGGGUACAUGAGGAUGUCCUACGAGGCUGGAGAGGGAUGUGAAAUUACGCAGAAUGCUUCUUUUCCUUUGGUGAAUGUUACAGAUUACGAGAUCAGAUAG
Fragaria vesca subsp. vesca is the source of this 711-nucleotide messenger RNA. Its product is annotated as fruit bromelain-like. The transcript has 2 exons. Gene Ontology annotation, cellular component: lysosome. The coding region runs from base 1 to 711 and encodes 236 amino acids. Gene Ontology annotation, molecular function: cysteine-type endopeptidase activity. The record is from RefSeq and is a predicted model, not a curated record. NCBI's taxonomy places the organism in Eukaryota, Viridiplantae, Streptophyta, Magnoliopsida, Rosales, Rosaceae.